This is a messenger RNA of Symbiodinium natans, 822 nucleotides long. Lineage: Eukaryota; Dinophyceae; Suessiales; Symbiodiniaceae. The record is from the annotation of a GenBank genome assembly.
AUGGCGUGCCUGCACCUGGUGUCGAGGCCAGCUCGUGGCAGGUGGCUCAUGGGGCUUGGUGAGCAGCUGUCGAGCUGCAUCUGUUGCUUUUGGGCAGGAUAUCCUUUCACAGCUUCCGGAGUGUACAGUAGAGGAGCCUGGCUGCAAACUGUCAGGGCAGCCGGACACUUGCGUCGACAUGCGAAAAUCCUUCUGUCAGACUGUCGGGCUGGUAAGUCAGGAGGAGGAAGGCAACGCUUUGCUGCUGGCUCCGCCGCCGUUCCUGGGCUGCAAAAGGGGGUGGAAGACGGUCCUCACCAGUUGACCAAGAAAGAGUCCAAUCGAUUCUGCCCAUGUUGCCCAUGUCCACCCGGAAGAAAGCUGUCGCUCAACCGUCUGCCGAGGACGCUGCUUACAUCAAAAGUGGCUGCUGGCGAAGAGAAGGCGCAGAGACCAUUUGGAGGUUCAGAGAUCGUGACGGUGAGCCCCUGCGAGGUUCAGAAGAAGGAGGAGAAUCAGUACAAGGAGGAGGAGUGUCAGAGCAUGGAUGACGGCUCCACCAGUGAAGAGGAGAGCCACCUGCACCUCACCAUCUCGGGCAUUGACGUGCUAAGCCUUGCCCGUGUGGCGCUGCCAACCUCCACAGUGUUGGGAGCCUUCUGCAUGAUCUCGCUGCAGCUGCCGGCCCUUCACGUGGCGGCCCCUGCGCAGGCGAGCUUCACUGCGCUGGUCUUUGCAACCCUGUGCUGCAUGGCGUACUGCGCGCACGCAGAUCCCGGGCAGAUGCCAGAGGCAGAGUCCCCUGAUCUAGAGGAGGCCGGAAGUGUGGGUAAGUUACGUUAA